Molecule: messenger RNA, 1431 nt
Organism: Acromyrmex echinatior (Panamanian leafcutter ant)
Lineage: Eukaryota; Metazoa; Arthropoda; Insecta; Hymenoptera; Formicidae
Gene: Rsod
Product: superoxide dismutase family protein Rsod
Biological process (GO): superoxide metabolic process
Molecular function (GO): metal ion binding
Source: RefSeq, a predicted model, not a curated record
GUGGAUUGGAAGCCGAAUUCGUGUUUCGUUGCAGAAGCCUCGUUGUGUCGCCUAGGUGAUUUAACGAGACAUGGAACACUUGAAAUUGCUGGCAGAAAAGCUAAUGCCUCAAAAUUGACUCGAAGACUUUUUACUGAUACGAUGUUAUCUUUAUCUGGAUCCCAUUCACUAUUUGGCAAAAGUUUAGUUAUUUAUGAUGAUCAUGGUCCAGUUGCGAGAGGAAAUCGAUUAGCCUGUACAAUUAUUGGUGGCGUUUACCGGCGUAAAGCGGUUGUCAGAAAUUGGUUUGGUAAUGGUGAACAAAUAUCCUUAAGAGGAAAAUUGGAGUUAUGGCAACAGACUGAAUAUGAUAUCACUAACGUAGAAGUAUCUCUCGAAGGUCUCGAUGGAAAAAUGAGUGGAUAUCACAUACAUACGGCGUCUGUAGAAUAUGGUUUAGAAUUUCCAUGCGAAGAGACGUCACUUUACGAAUCCUGGAAUCCAUUAGAUAUCAAUAACGAUAUUCCAGCUGUAGAAGAAGGUACGCUGGAUCAAUAUAAGAUGGGUGAUUUGAGCGGAAAAUUUGGCACAUUAGAUAAUAAAAAGCGAUAUACAAUAACGUACAACGACACAAUGUUACCUCUGUUUGGCCCAAGGAGCAUACUAGGACGUAGUAUAGUUAUUCAUAAAAAGGAAAAAAAUUUAAGGUGGGCCUGCUCUACUAUAGAACGAGGAUAUUCUUUAGUUGAUGCUUAUGAGUUAAGUGCCAUAGCAUCAUUUCAUCAUCCACAAGGUUUUUUGUAUGGCUACAUAAGAAUGACGCAGCUUGUUUAUAAAGAUGGUAGUCAGAGUGAGACAAUAAUCGAAGUAAAUUUACGACAUCCUGGAAAGCAUAAUCGCAAUACUACCAGAAAUCAUAAUUGGGCUAUAUAUGUGAACCCUGUGGGUGUAGAUGCCGCGGUGAAAAUAAAGGAUACGCGAUGCGUAGCAGCAGGAUACACAUGGAAUCCCUAUUUCACACAAUUAGCCGAUCCAUUGAACGACGAUCUUUACAGAGAAGAAUGUGGCCCAGAUUUACCCCUUAGAUGUUAUGUUGGAGAUAUAUCAUCUCGUCUAGGCCCUAUUAAUAUUGGAGAAAAACGACAAAUAUUUACAGACCUCAAUUUUCCUCUGGAUGGACCGGUAUCCGCAAUGGGCAAAUCUAUCAUAAUUUUUGAUAAAGAUUUUAGUGGGACCAGAUUCGCCUGUACAAAUAUUGAGCCUGAUAAUAAUAUCGUUAAAUAUGCAAAUAUUAGGAAACCGCCGCGAUUUGUUGUAGCACAAUUCUUAGAGGAUGUAAGAAAAGUGAUGGGUAUUCCUGAGUGGAUGUUAUCCAUUGACAGCAGAAAAACCAGAAUUCUACAUAAUGGCGCAUGCAUUCAAUUUCUUUUGCAUUUCAAAGGUAAGUAUUGA